This is a messenger RNA of Arachis duranensis, 771 nucleotides long. RefSeq names its product phytosulfokines 5. The transcript is spliced from 3 exons. Gene Ontology annotation, biological process: cell population proliferation. NCBI's taxonomy places the organism in Eukaryota, Viridiplantae, Streptophyta, Magnoliopsida, Fabales, Fabaceae. The record is from RefSeq and is a predicted model, not a curated record. Gene Ontology annotation, cellular component: extracellular region. Bases 107 to 403 code for a protein of 98 amino acids. Gene Ontology annotation, molecular function: growth factor activity.
AAUUAAUUUGCUUGCAUGAUAUGUGUGUGUAUUUAUAUCCACUUUCUGCAACCUCUUUCUUUCAACACACACCUAUCUAUCCAUUCCUCUAUACUCUGCAGUUUGAAUGAUAAUCAUGAUGAAGCCAACUCUUCACUAUGGACUUUUUCUCCUUUUCUUUUUCCUUUUCUUUCAAGUUUUCUCAUCAAAGCUAGAGGCUCGUCCACUUAUCACUCAUCAAGGGGAAAACAGAAUAUUGGAUGGAUCCUCUGGGGAAAGCUUUGUUUUUCAGGAAGGUGGUGAAUCCUCCAAGCAGCUGCUGGGGGUGGAGGAAUGCAAUAGUGGAGAUGAAGAAUGCUUGAUGAGAAGAAUGACUUUAGAAGCUCACAUAGAUUACAUCUACACCCAGCACCACAAGCCUUGAUUAUCUCAGAUCUUCAAUGACUACUAUCUUCCAUAUAUGGCUUAGAUGUGUUAAAAUAGGAUAUUUGUAUCUACUAUUUGCUUUGUUAUCACUACCAUACUUGGGGCUUUGCACUAAGCUUAUUAUUAAAGUGGUAUAUGUGUCAUAACAAAUGCAACUGAUGCUGAACAUGUAUAGAAGAAACCAUGACUAUUAUUACUUUAUUAGGUAUAUAAUGUUAUGUAACAUGUGAUGACUAAUAAUUAGUUCAUCCAAUAUGGGCUCCUUUAAUGAUUUUGAAGUUUGAUAUUUGGAGUUUGGAGUGAAGAAAAUUAUUAACAAGUAUAUGAAUAAUCAAUAUAUGUAUUUAUAGGUUUUAUUUUUAUUUU